AUGACAAAUCUACCCUUCAAUCUCACCCUUGGCCUUCUCCAUCCUGUCGAAAGCUCUCCAUUAACACACUCUAAGGAAAGAAGAGCUCAAUUUGACCAACUUCAAGUUGAAUCUCAUACGCUUCUAAGAGGCCGCCAUUUGGAGACCAACCCACUUUCAGCAGGAAACAAGAUCACCACUAGCAAAUACACACUUAUAAACUUCCAACCCAAGAAUCUCUUCAUUCAGUUUCAUCAAGUGGCUUACAUAUACUUUUUAGCCAUUGCAACUCUCAAUCAGCUUCCUCCUCUUGUAGUCUUUGGAAGAACAGUCUCUCUCUUCCCUCUCCUUUUUAUUCUCACAGUAACUGCUAUAAAAGAUGGAUACGAGGAUUGGAGAAGACACAGAUCAGACAGAAAUGAGAACAACAAAGAAUCUCUUGUGACAAUCCCUUGUGACAUGGUGCUAAUGUGGAUAAGUGAUCCUAGUGGCAUUGCUUACAUACAAACCAUGAAUUUAGAUGGAGAGUCAAAUUUAAAGACACGUUAUGCUAGACAAGAAACAUCCUUAAUGCCAUUAGGGUCAAUAUCAGGGGAUGCAAUUGAUACGAUUCCUUAUUAUAGAAAGAGCUAUCUUAUAAAGGGAAAGUUUCCAGGAAAACCGUAUAAAUACUAUGGGAUUCCAAUGGAGAUGCUUUUUGCGUUUUUUGAGUUCUGUUAUUGUGUUUCAGAUCAUGAUUUCGAUAUCUUUAUACAUCACCAUGGAAUUGGUUCGAUUAGGUCAAUCUUAUUUCAUGAUAGAAGACAAACACAUGUAUGA
Lactuca saligna is the source of this 798-nucleotide messenger RNA. Lineage: Eukaryota; Viridiplantae; Streptophyta; Magnoliopsida; Asterales; Asteraceae. The record is from the annotation of a GenBank genome assembly.